Molecule: messenger RNA, 171 nt
Organism: Desarmillaria tabescens
Lineage: Eukaryota; Fungi; Basidiomycota; Agaricomycetes; Agaricales; Physalacriaceae
Product: ribosomal protein S14
Exons: 3
Coding region: 1-171 (56 amino acids)
Biological process (GO): translation
Cellular component (GO): cytosolic small ribosomal subunit; ribosome
Molecular function (GO): zinc ion binding; structural constituent of ribosome
Source: RefSeq, a predicted model, not a curated record
AUGACCCACGACGCAGUUUGGUUCUCUCGUCCCAGAAAAUUCGGAAAGGGUUCCCGCCAGUGCCGUCUCUGCGCUCACCAGGCCGGUCUCAUCCGCAAGUACGGUCUCGACCUCUGCAGGCAAUGUUUCCGUGAAAAGUCUGCUGCUAUCGGUUUCGUCAAGAACCGGUGA